CCCUAAUCGCUCUCUUAUCCCAUUUCUUCAUCGCAAAGCCCUCGCGCAAAGUCUUCUUGCUGGACUUCGCAUGCUAUAAGCCACCAACUUCUCAGAGCAUCUCCAAACAAGACAUGGUGGAUCGAACAAGGCGGUAUGUGAAUGCCAAAGAAGAGACUGUGGAGUUCACGAGGAAGACAAUGGAGAGAGUAGGACACGGUGACUCGACAUACUUGCCUCGGGCUUUCCUCAACGGCCCCAUUAAUCCAAGCUUGGAGGAGGCGAGGAGAGAAGCCGAGAUGGUUAUUUUUGGAGCUGUCGACGAACUGUUUGGAAAGACUAGAGUGAAAUGUAAGGAUAUAGGGAUACUAAUCGUAAACUGUUGUAUUUUUAAUGUUUCGCCUUCUAUGUCCAGCAUGAUAGUGAAUCGAUACAAGCUUAGAGACGAUAUUGCAAGUUAUAGUCUUAGUGGGAUGGGAUGCACUGCUGGACUCAUAGGCAUAAACCUUGCCAAACAGUUGCUUCAGGUGCACCAGAACAGCUACGCAUUAGUGGUGAGUACAGAGAAUCUUACCCAAAACUGCUACAUGGGCAACGACCAUUCCAAGUUACUCAUCAAUUGCGCUUUCCGUAUUGGUGGUGCUGCCAUCCUCCUCUCCAACCGGCCGUUGGAUCGCCACUCCUCCAAGUAUCAACUCAUCCACACCGUCCAAACCCACAUGGCAAGUUCUGACCGUUCAUACAACUGCAUCUUCCAAGAAGAAGAUCAAGAUGGACUCGUGGGAGUCACCGUGACCAAAGAUCUAUUAGUCACUGCAUCCAAAGCCAUCCAAUCCAACAUAAGCACAUUGGGUCCCCUAGUCCUUCCCGUAUCGGAACAACUCCUGUAUUUCGUCAACUACAUCAUAAGGUCCCUCCAUGUGGCAAAGAUCCAGCCCUAUGUUCCUAAUUUGAAGAAGUCUUUCAAUCACUUCUUGCCACAUGUUGGCGCGAAACCGGUUCUAGACGAACUGCAGAGGAGUUUGAAGUUGACCGAGGAUGACAUGGAAGCUUCUAGAAUGACGUUGUAUAGGUUCGGGAAUACAUCUAGUAGUACGGUGUGGUAUGAAUUGGCUUAUGUUGAAGCCAAGGGGAGGAUCAAGUACGGUGAUCAGGUAUGGCAUAUGGCCUUUGGAUCUGGGUUUAAGUGUACUAGUGUGGUUUGGCGAGCCAUCAGGACCGUUGACCUCGAGGUGAUGAAUCCGUGGAAUGAUGAGAUUGAUGAGUUUCCUAUGGACCUCAACAACAUUGCACCAUUCAAUAACUUCUUUGAACGUACAAAUUGAUACCAUUUCAACAAAUCAAUGGUGGGAAGGGUGGUGAUCAAUGCUAUAUUUGUUUAAUUUUAUUGUCUUUUUUAAAAAUAAAAAUAAAAAAAACCUUGUUGGUAGUUGUUGAUCUAGAACUUUAUGCAAUAGCAAUUCAGUUUGUUAUGUAAAACCUAUGCUU
Molecule: messenger RNA, 1467 nt
Organism: Camellia sinensis
Lineage: Eukaryota; Viridiplantae; Streptophyta; Magnoliopsida; Ericales; Theaceae
Product: 3-ketoacyl-CoA synthase 11-like
Biological process (GO): fatty acid biosynthetic process
Cellular component (GO): membrane
Molecular function (GO): acyltransferase activity, transferring groups other than amino-acyl groups
Source: RefSeq, a predicted model, not a curated record